CGUUGUAACUUUACAAAAAUUUACUACUGUAGGAUUAACUAUCCAGUCAACUUAUCGAAAACUAUACCAGAUAAGCCUGUAAAGUGAAUUUAUACAAAACAUUCCGGAAAAUCGAUUGCCUUCUAUCCCGUCACCCCCACUGGACUGGCAUCAAAGUAAUAAUGGUCGCAACCCAUCGACGGUAGAAGCUCUUCCGCCUCCGGCUUCUGUGCAUGAAGGUCUAUACAUCACCUGUUCAUUAGCGCCUUGCAGAUCGUCUCACAGAAAUAAAUUUAGCGUUCCUGCUUUACUCAAAGUAGUGUGUGGCAUCUGGCGAUCGGCAGGAUGCCUAGUGGGCUUGAUGCGCUCAAGGCUAAAUAUAAAUUGAACCAAGAGAGCGAGACCUAUCUUCAGCAACGGCUAGAGAAGACAGGCAAGCUUUUGGAUACAGGAGCCACUGUUGAGGAAGCUAGGCACGCCCACGAAGAAGUCACCUUAAAGUAUGCAGGCGACUUUGAUUUUGAAGGUGAUGUAAAGGAAUUCUUUGUACCUUCGCCUUCUGUUAAAGGCAUACCAAUAGAUGUUCUGAAGCCAUUGCUGGUCAACAGACGCCCAAACAUUCUUAUUUACUUCCAUGAUGGUGCCAUGGUGUUUGGCUCCAGAAAGACAUCAAGCAUAAUAUGCAAGAUACUUGCAAUUGAGGCUCGCUGUAUAGUCAUCAAUGUGGAAUAUCGCCUGGCUCCAGAGUUUAAGUUUCCAGCAUGCUAUGAUGAUGCUAAAUGUGUUGUUCGAUGGGUCAUGAUGAACAAGGCUUUGAUAGGGGCAGGGAAUGAGAGCAAGGUUGGUGUGGCAGGGUCUGGAGCUGGUGGAAAUAUUGCUGCCACUGUGGCACAUGAAGUUCCAGGCAUUGCUUACCAGGUUCUCAUCUACCCCUUUGUUGAUUUUCGCUUUGGUCAGCCAUCAGUUGAAGAAUUUCAUGUGGGACUGAAAUCACAAGAACAUUUGACAUGGUGUACUGAGCAGUUCCUGAAUACCGCAGAGGAAGUUACCAACCCUCGUGUGUCUCCUCUCUUGCAGCCAAAUUUUACAAAACUUCCACCUACACUUAUUAUUGUUGCGGAGAUAGACUCUUUGAGGGAUGCUUGCUAUGAAUAUAAAAAGAAAGUCAAGGAGGCAGGGAUAUCAGUGGAAAGUAUGCUGUGCAAAGGAACAGUUCAUGGUUUCUUUUCACAACCAGGCCACUUCAAGGAGACCAACAGAAGAGCUCGAGAAAAGAUAAUAAAUUUUAUGAAAAAGUAUGGAUCUUAAGCUAGAUAGGGAAAAAUUUCUACCAUGCCUUCUGCCAGUAGCUCUUGCAAAGUGUGCAGUUGUGACAAACUGUACAAGAACAGAAUAUUUUCAAACAUUUUAUGUUUACCUACUCAAGGCAUUUCUUCUGUGUCAUAUCAUAUAGAUUGAAAUAUGGCAUCCAUACAUUGGAUUUUUUAAUCACCGAAACAUUAUCAUUUAGGCAAUGUUUAAAAAACACUUGCACAUUUGUGUUAAAAAGCUUGCAAAAGUUUCACUUAAAUAACCUGUUUUCUGCAUAUGAAAUAAGGAGAUUUUGUUUUUCAUGUGAAGCAAUGUAAACAACUCCCACAAAAACAUACUCAUUUCUCUGACUAUUUCUCAGACUUUUACUUUUUAGAUUUUGUAGUAUUUACAUAUAAACCAUAUCACAGACUAGAGGGCAAUUUAAUUUUUUCUAGGAUAUCUUUGAAUACAAAUCUGCUUGCUUGCAAAGUAAAACAUGAUGUAUAUCUUUUCAUGAUCGUCAGCUUUAUUUUUUCUUGUAUUCUAAGUUGCCUACUGUUAGUAGAUGACACAUGUAAUGUAUGGAGUAUUAUUAGCCAGAACUUUCACAAGUUCAAGACUAGUAGUAGCUUAGCAAAAAGGGGUGGAGUGCCCAGUGUAUGUCCUGCAUAUAUGUACACACAAAAUUACCAUUGUCUUAAAAUUCUAAUGGAUGUCCGUAAAGAUAGUAAAGAAGUUGACAAAAGGUGGGAUUAUUCAUUUUUCCCUUUUCUUUUCUCAAAAUGAGUAGUCAGUUUCACGUAACAUUUGGAACACCAGCAAGAGGCCUAAGAGGCAAGUAUUGUGGCAACUUUUUAUGAACAACCUUGAGAGGCAUGCAAAGUCAAACUUUAGAGGCAUGCGAAGUCAAAACAAAGAAACUAAAGCAUAUGAGCUAACAGAAGCCUUAGAGCUUUUCUUAGCUCUUUAUCGACUGUUUUACUCACAUUGCUUUUCAACAGCUACAGUCAUGUUGAUUCACAGCAUAUAGCUGACAUCUAAAGGGUUUUUCUUAGACAAACCAAUAGCAUUCAGUUACUUGCAUGUUCAAAAUUUUGUGUAAAUGUUAUUACCUGUAUUUAAAAUCCUGUAGCAAAUGUUUAAAUCUGUUAUUUUGCUGUAUAUUUUUCAUAUUCAUGUAUUUUUUAUAAGCAGGAUUUUGCUCAAGAAACCCACAUAGCCCUUAUUGAUGGUUGAUAAUGGUAUGUAACACAAUGAAGACAGUUCAUAUGAGUGACAUGAUUUGCAUAUACUGUAACACACAUCUCCAACUAGCAGUGUUACUGAAACUAUAACAUGCAAAAGUGGCACAAAACUGUACAUACCCUUGUAAGAAAAUUUGGCAUCAUGAGCUAUGCCACUCUUGUGAACACGGCAAGAAAGAAAAUAGAAAUCCUAUGUGUGUUGAUCUUAAAAGCAUUGAAAAGUCUUUCUUUUGCCAUUAGGAUCUCCAAUACUUGUAAUUAAAUAAAACCUAUAAGAAUAAGUAUUUCCAUCUAAAACUAAAUGUAUUUUAAAGUUUCUUUAAUUUGUUCUAAAAAAAAGCCUUUGUGCUGCCUUACAAAAAUUGUGUAUAAUGAUUUUUUUUCUUGCACAUAGUCUCUAUAUUCAAUAACAGUGUUAAGCAAUUCGUGGAACAAGCUAGCAAAAGACUUUUUUUUUGUUUCAAUGCAAGAGUGGUAUGGGAAGAUUCUGGCCAGAGAAUACAGACAAAAAUAGUAAUGAGCAAGAUUUUUUAGUUUUGUUUUGCCUUAUGUUUUUUAACCUGCAAGUUGUAAUCCAUUUGUGAAUCUACAAAGCUAUAAGAUUUAUUCUUUAUCAAACUUGAAUUAAGUGGAUGUUGAGGAUUGAUCAAGUUUUGAAUGUAAUUAACAUUUGUAUGACUUCUAGUGCCUAUGUGUGCUGAACUAUUCAAAGCAAUCAUGGUAUGAAAUUCUAUUUCUCAUGUACAUGCAUUCACAUCACCCGUGUUGAUGUGCCAUCAGGAUACAUAUAUAUAUAUGCAGAUAUUUUAUCAUAAAUUAGCCAUGUAAAUGCAGCGUCUAUUCUUUGUGAGAAGCGGCUAUACAAUGCAUCAAGCCUCCUGAGCAAGACUUGUUUGUUUGAGCAGCUUGCGUGGAUGACAAUUCCUUGCUUGAAAUUCUUUCAUAAGCACGCAUACACAUUGCACAUGUUUCAACGUUAAAAAAGUGCAGUUUUCACAAGGUCCUUCAACAGAUUAAUGUGCUUUGAAUGUUCUCUUCAUGAAGACACAGUUCUUUGUGUUCAGCAUUAUUGUGAGCUUUUAUGCUUGUAUGAAGUAUCCUGCUAGUUGUUAAUUAUUGUGAUGAGGUGGAAACAGUACACAGGCCAAACCAAUGGAAUAAUCUCCAAGACCAGCAAUUGAUGGUGUGCACACUGUUAGACCGGUCUGUAGGAAAAGACAUAAACGGGAAAAUUUUUUCAGGCUUUUGUGGAAAAUGAACUUAGUGCCUUUUUGACAGGCUUUCUACCCAGUGCUAUAACCGUGACAAACACAAGCAGUAAUUUUAACCAGAAAACUCUACAGAUGUGCCUCCAUAUAUGCUGAUUCAGAAUAUGUGGAUGUAAUAUGGUCUGCUAUUCGCCUACAGGAAACAACAUGAUUGGCUUUAUUCUGAGCCCUUUAAAGUUUGUCCAAUAGGCAGUUAGGGAGAUCAGCAAAUAGAGAGUUGCAGUAAUGCAGCCCGGACAACACAAAAGCAGACAUAAGCAUUUUGGUGGCAGAAACGGACAGGGCAGGUCAGAUAUGACUUAUCCUGCGAAGCGCAAGAUGGAUUUACAGACUGCUUUGAUUUGAGAUUCAAGAGAUAAUGAUGCGUGGAUCGUAAUGCCAAGAUUCUGGAUGAUCUGGGACAGAGAGGAAAAUGUUAUUUCCAGAGAAAGUAAAGAUAGUACAGGAUGGCACAUAUUUAAUGUCGCUAUCUUUGAAUUUUUUUGUGUUGUUCAAGUAGUUAAGAAAAAUGCUGGUUUAUUCAGAUUUUUUAAAUUUUUGCAAAAUGCAUUUUUUUAUGUUACUGCCUUUAAUGGGUUAACUUUGUAACAGGAGUGGGUUAUUGUUUGUGUAGAUAUGUAUUAUGAGUCAUUGCUUAGACUUUUUUAACAUGUACAAAACUGUCAAAUUGUUUUCUAGAUAUUUUGAGAUAAUGGAGACAAAAGGUCAAAAAUGACUGUCAUUUGCAUUCAAGGAAAUUUACACGGGAAAAGCCAAGCACAAAGUUAUGGCUAUUACACAGUGGUGUGCCAUUCCAGACCGAGCGUUGACAUUUUAGGAGAUCUUUCCCAUCCUGUCCCCUUCAUAUUAUUCAUUUUGCAACCAUUGGGAUCAACAGUUUAGAUUUAAGAUUCAAGUGAAUGUCCAACGUAAAAAGUAUGUUUGUGUGAGUGAGAAAGAAAGCGAAAGAGAGUAAGGUUGUGCACCUGCAUUGAUGUCCAUUUACAAUGGUGUGUAUUAAAUUUUUAUCUUUAAUUUUGGUUAACGUUUAGUCUUUUGUCUAAGAUGUAAACAUCUUGUGCUACUGAAAAUGUUUUCACAGGACAUUCUUUCCAAUCGGAAAGGCCUCCUUAUGACUAAAACUCAUAAAGUUUCUAGUCAAGAUUGCUGAAAAAGUGAAAAUCAAAACAGACAAGAAUGUCUCCUUAUGCCUAGCAGAUUUCUGUGCAAAUAAUUGUAUGUUGCUUGCCGUGCCGUUUUUAGUUAUAAAUAUUUUGCUUAUUGCAACACACUGCCUUCCACAUCAAAAUAAGAGAUAAGUAUUAUGAGGAUGAACGAAUGAAUGAAAAACAAACACAGAUUGCUAUUUGACAACAUCUGUUGUGUGGAUACUCAUGAACCAUUUUAGUAUUCAACAUAUUUGGAUAUAGCUGGCUCUGUUUUGAACCAGAUUAUCCUUAUCCAUGUAUACAAUUUAAGUAAACCAUCAGUACUAAUGGUGAGUCAGUUUUCUGAAGAAGCUCACAUUCUUCUGCCUCAAAGCUUGUUGGUAUAGAUUCGGGUGCUCUUAUUCCAAAUCACUGCAUGUUGAUAGUUAUUGUUUAACCAAAAGGACAGUUGUGACAGUUGACUUUUUGUUGGCAAUUUUUUUUAUUCAUUUCCUUGAGGUUGUUUACGCCUCACAUUUUAAUUUUGACAGACAUGAAAAUGCAUAUUAAAACUUAUUUAUAAAUGUAUUGUGCUUUACACCCUUUUGUAUACUUGCAUUGUUUAGUGCUGCUCAGCUGUACAAUGUUAUUAUUUUUCAUGAACUGCAUUACCUAUGUACUAAGGCAGUUCUUGCUGUUUAAUUAUAGAAUUAAAUAUUUAUGAUCAUGUAAA
This is a messenger RNA of Pomacea canaliculata, 5644 nucleotides long. Its product is annotated as AB hydrolase superfamily protein C1039.03-like. Bases 325 to 1287 code for a protein of 320 amino acids. The transcript is spliced from 8 exons. The record is from RefSeq and is a predicted model, not a curated record. NCBI's taxonomy places the organism in Eukaryota, Metazoa, Mollusca, Gastropoda, Architaenioglossa, Ampullariidae. Gene Ontology annotation, molecular function: hydrolase activity.